Messenger RNA from Vigna unguiculata (cowpea), 2651 nucleotides. Its product is annotated as MA3 domain-containing protein. NCBI's taxonomy places the organism in Eukaryota, Viridiplantae, Streptophyta, Magnoliopsida, Fabales, Fabaceae. Gene Ontology annotation, biological process: negative regulation of DNA-templated transcription. The record is from RefSeq and is a predicted model, not a curated record.
GACAAUACCAGUUUGAAGUGACAACGAUUAUUUCAGAGGUUGAUGCUUCUUAAUCCGUUGUUUACAUUCCACUUGCAAUGUGUUUAGUGGCACAAGUAUGUAAAGAAGUGAAGAAAGACUGUGUUGCAAAUUAGAGAUUGGAGGCACUUGUGACUUAUUAUUGACAGGAGUGGUUGAUUUAUUCAGAAGUUGGCAAUGUGCUCUGAGUAUAUAUGACUUCUGUGAUUUUAGAGUGGAAGUUUUGAUUCAAGUGUAAUGGAUUUCUCUGAGGGUUAUGUAUCAAAUGAGCAUCGUGAGCUUCAUCGAUCUGCAGCAGAAAGUGCGGAUCCUUUGUCUGUUUCUCCAUUGCAACUUGCUCCAAAAUCUUCAAGGUCCCCUGACUCUGCUAGGUCUCCAAAAUCUCCGAGGUCCCCAAAGGUUCAAGGCAAGUGCAGCACUCUAAGUCCAAGAACUCAUAAACAAUCACAUUCUCAAAAAGAUGGACGUCCAAAGAAAGGUGGUUCUGGGGGAAAAGGUACCUGGGGUGGAUUGCUUGAUACAGAUGACUCAAGCGUUAUUGAUCCUAAUGAUCCAAACUAUGACAGCACUGAGGAAUAUGACCAUUCAAAUGAAAAGAAGCCGAACACAGAGCUUGAUAGCUACAAGAAAAAGGCUACAGUAAUAGUGGAGGAAUAUUUUGCCACUGAUGAUGUUGUUGCAACAAUGAAUGAAGUUAAAGAAUUGGGGAAACCAGAGUAUGGCUACUAUUUUGUCAAGAAACUUGUCUCUAUGUCCAUGGACAGGCAUGACAAAGAAAAAGAAAUGGCUGCUAUUCUGCUCUCUGCACUUUAUGCUGACGUAUUUGAUCCUUCACAAGUUUACAAGGGCUUCAGCAAAUUAGUUGAAUCAACAGAUGACUUGAUUGUAGAUAUACCAGACGCAGUUGAAGUUCUAGCACUUUUCAUAGCUAGGGCCGUGGUUGAUGACAUACUUCCUCCUGCAUUUUUGAAGAAACAGAUGGCCUACUUAGCGAAAGAUUCAAAAGGGGUUGAUGUGUUGAAAAAAACUGAGAAAAGCUAUCUAGCAGCACCUCUUCAUGCAGAAAUCAUAGAGAGAUGCUGGAGAGGUAGUAAGAACACCACAGUGGAUGAUGUUAAAGCUAAGAUAAACAACUUUUUGAAGGAGUAUGUUGUAAGUGGUGACAAGAAAGAAGCCUUCAGAUGCAUCAAAGAUCUGAAAGUUCCUUUCUUCCAUCACGAAAUAGUGAAACGGGCCCUUAUAAUGGCAAUGGAGAGACGUCAAGCAGAAUCCCCACUAUUAGAUCUCUUGAAGGAAGCAGCUGAAGAAGGUUUCAUCAACACAAGCCAAAUGUCCAAAGGCUUCAGUCGGUUAAUUGACACAGUUGAUGACUUAUCACUUGACAUACCAAACGCACGAGGAAUACUGCAGAAGCUUAUUUCCAAAGCAGCAUCAGAGGGUUGGUUAUGUGUGUCAUCUUUGAAAUCACUCUCAGUAGAGCCAGAAAGGAACGCAAUACAAGAUAGUGCUGCCAAAAGUUUCAAGGUAAAGACUCAGUCCAUCAUUCAAGAGUACUUCUUAUCAGGUGAUAUAUUGGAGGUAAAUAGCUGUCUUGAGCAAGAAAACAGCAAGAACUGUGCUGCACUCAAUGCAAUCUUCGUUAAAAAACUGAUAACUCUGGCAAUGGAUAGGAAAAAUAGAGAGAAGGAAAUGGCUUCUGUGUUGCUGUCAUCUCUGUGUUUCCCAGCUGAUGAUGUUGUGAGUGGUUUUGUGAUGUUGAUAGAGUCAGCAGAUGACACUGCUCUGGACAACCCUGUUGUUGUUGAGGAUCUUGCUAUGUUUCUAGCCAGAGCAGUGGUGGAUGAAGUGCUAGCUCCACAACACCUUGAAGAGAUUGGAGCACAAUGUUUGGGGCCAGGUUCAAUUGGGAGCAGAGUUCUUCAAAUGACAAAGUCAUUGCUAAAGGCUAGACUUGCAGGGGAGAGAAUCUUGAGGUGUUGGGGUGGUGGGGGAAGUAGCAGGCCUGGAUGGGCUUUUGAGGAUGUCAAAGACAUGAUUGGGAAGCUGUUGGAAGAGUAUGAGUCUGGAGGGGAAAUAAAGGAGGCAUGUCGCUGCAUGAAAGAGCUAGGAAUGCCAUUCUUCCACCAUGAGGUUGUUAAGAAAGCUUUGGUGACAACCAUUGAAAAGAAGAAUGAGAGGUUGUGGGGUUUGCUCAAGGAGUGUUUUGAAUCAGGACUCAUAACCAUGAAUCAAAUGGCCAAGGGUUUUGGAAGGGUUGCAGAAUCUCUUGAUGAUUUGGCCUUAGAUGUUCCUGAUGCUAAAAACCAGUUUGCAUACUAUGUUGAAAGAGCAAAGACUAAUGGAUGGUUGGACAAUUCAUUUUGUUUCACCAAACAGGAACAUGCAACAGAGAAUGGCACUCACUAAUCAUCAUCAGUAUUAGUUUUUCUUUAUCACUUUCUUUAAAUCUGCACUUGAAUCAGAUGUAUACACAUGCAGAUAUCAGAUGCACACUGUGCAUGCACAACUAGAAUUUGAAAAUUUCUCCACACAUGCUGUUUCUGUUUGUUUUCUUCUCACAGGAGCUGAAGUUUCACCCCACUACAGUUUUCAGUUCUAAAUAAAUUAGGCACACAUAUAAAUCCAAACUGGUA